Molecule: messenger RNA, 594 nt
Organism: Trichoderma breve
Lineage: Eukaryota; Fungi; Ascomycota; Sordariomycetes; Hypocreales; Hypocreaceae
Exons: 1
Coding region: 1-594 (197 amino acids)
Source: RefSeq, a predicted model, not a curated record
AUGGACUCAACCACAAACACCGACUCCCCCCUGUCCACAUCGGCCAACGUCAUCGGCAUCCUCACAUUUGUCGUCGCCAUCGCCGCCGCGGCAUACGCCCGCAUCGCCUUCCUGCGCAACAGCGCCGACGAGUACUUUCGCGUCAAAACCUCCCUAUCAUGGUACAAGACCGAAUCAACCUGGCUAGCAGACCUCCUGCGCACACUCCAGGACACGCCACAACACGACGAGAAGAAGCGGCAGCACCAAAUGUACACAUUCGUCAUGGACGACCUGCUGAAUCUGGAACAGCGCCUGCUGGAGCUCGUCACCGACAUUGAAGUAAAGUCUGCGCUGAGGGGCACUUCGGAGUGGACGCUUCUGCCAAGGGGGUGGUCGGGCGGGAAGCCUUCGGUGGCGGUAUCCUGGAUGGCGGUGCGGACAAAGGCGAUGGAGCUGGUGAGGCAGCGAGAAGCGUUGACUGCCCGAGUGCAAUUCCUCCAAAUGAGCAUGAUUUCAGCACGUAUCGAUGAUCUCGAGGGGCGACUAAGACGACACGAGAGAGAAAAGUCAAGGAGUGAAGAUGCAUGGGAGUCGUCAGAGUACGGAGAGUAA